UGAAGGUGGCUUUUUCAAAGCACAUUUAUAUUUUCCGAAGGAGUACCCUCUGCGCCCUCCCCGAAUGAAAUUUGUGACGGAAAUAUGGCACCCUAACAUUGAAAAGAAUGGUGAUGUUUGUAUUUCCAUUUUACAUGAACCAGGCGAUGAUAAAUGGGGUUAUGAGAAAGCAUCUGAACGCUGGUUGCCAGUACAUACUGUUGAAACGAUUUUGAUAUCUGUGAUAUCAAUGCUAGCUGAUCCAAACGACGAGUCCCCAGCUAAUGUUGAUGCUGCUAAAGAAUGGAGGGAGUCAUAUCCAGAAUUCAAACGAAAGGUUGCUCGUUGUGUCAGAAAGAGCCAAGAAGAAUGUUCAUAGAGAUUUACCGUUUUUGUAUAUUUAUAAACAAUUUGGUACAUUAAAAACAAUUAUUUAAUUUUUGUCAUUUAACUAGAUAUUGCCACUUCGGUGACAAAAAUUUCAAAAUUGGAAAACUAACAACAUUUUUAAUAUGUCCCAUAUAAUAUACAGCUUAACUUUGUCAAAAUGUAGUCACUUGGCAUUCGAACGUUAGGUGCUAAAGCUAAGAAAAAAUCUUAUAUUUGAUGACAUUUGCGGAACCGUAAGUAAUUUUUAUCAAGCAUUUCAUAAUAAAAUUUAAUUAGAAAAAAAAUA
This is a messenger RNA of Rhagoletis pomonella (apple maggot), 655 nucleotides long. RefSeq names its product ubiquitin-conjugating enzyme E2 G1-like. The record is from RefSeq and is a predicted model, not a curated record. Lineage: Eukaryota; Metazoa; Arthropoda; Insecta; Diptera; Tephritidae. Gene Ontology annotation, molecular function: ubiquitin conjugating enzyme activity. Gene Ontology annotation, biological process: protein polyubiquitination; proteasome-mediated ubiquitin-dependent protein catabolic process.